Molecule: messenger RNA, 1111 nt
Organism: Haliotis rufescens (red abalone)
Lineage: Eukaryota; Metazoa; Mollusca; Gastropoda; Lepetellida; Haliotidae
Exons: 3
Coding region: 40-858 (272 amino acids)
Source: RefSeq, a predicted model, not a curated record
UGCCAGAGUUUUAGUUAUUGCAUUUCAGUGAAAACCAUCAUGGCUUUCAUGACUUCAGUCGUUGUUGUCUUUCUCUUCUGUGAACAGGCACUGGGUGGCCCAACUGCUAAACAGAUGAGAGGUAUUUUACAAGAGACACAGGCGUUGACUUGGAACUUAUCAAAGCGUAUGGAUGCAAUGUCAGAAAUGUUUGACGAGAGUUUGAAAUUAAUGAACAGUGCCGAAACACGAAUGAGGCAGAGCCUGGGAGGAGGAGGAGGCGGAGGAGGAGGAGGCGGGGGAGGAGGGGAACAUGCGAAUAUCACACAUGCAAAUGGUCAUCAAGGUGGCGCUGUGUUCACGCGGUGGGGACAUGAUGCUUGUCCAGUAGGAACGGAAGCUGCAUACAGUGGGUUUGCGGUUGGAGGCCACUCUACACAUAAAGGGUCGGGUUCAAACAUGCUCUGUGCUCACUCAGAACCCCAGUUCGACAGAACAUUUCAAAGAACAACAGGCAAAUGCAACUAUUUGUAUGGGUCGGAAUAUGAACAAAUAUGGAGAACCGACCUUACCAAUAAGGAUACGCCAUGUUCUGUGUGUGUCAGUCUCACGCGCUCCACCGCCAUGUUGGUUCCUGGAAGACACGACUGUAUGAAAGGGUGGCACACAGAGUACUGGGGAUUCCUUGUUGGUCCAAAACACGGGGAUGUAGGGAAUGCUGAGUAUAUUUGCCUUGAUUCAGAACCCACCGCAAUAGAAGGUAGUUAUCAGGACCAUGGCGAACGCUUGUUGUUCAAUGUGGAGUACCAGUGUGGGUCCUUGCCAUGUCCGCCGUACAAAACGGGAUACUUUGUUCCGUGUGCUUUAUGCACAAUUUAAUAAGGUGUGUCCAAAUUCAUCAUGGAAUUGUUUGGAAUGUGCCACACCUCAGCAUAGAAUACUGACACUUACAUAUUAAAAACACGUGGCCACAUAAUAAUUAAUCUGGGUUUAUAUUUCAAGGCUACAAGGGGGCACGGGUGGCCCAGUCGUUUAAGGCGCCGCGAUUCGCUGUGCAGAGUUACGUCCCCUGGACACGCCAGAAACCAAUGGUUGUGGGUUCGAAUCCCGGUUCACCCCGAUUAUGUUUCUA